This is a messenger RNA of Ornithodoros turicata, 1813 nucleotides long. Its product is annotated as protein NLRC3-like. The record is from RefSeq and is a predicted model, not a curated record. The coding region runs from base 138 to 1769 and encodes 543 amino acids. Gene Ontology annotation, molecular function: protein binding. The transcript is spliced from 2 exons. Lineage: Eukaryota; Metazoa; Arthropoda; Arachnida; Ixodida; Argasidae.
GCGGCAACAUCAGUACCGUCAUCAAGGAAGGUGAAGGUGCGAUGACUAGGUGAUGUUGACAUCGGGGUGCUGAGAGCCCCUUCAGGCCAUGCCGUGAACCCUGAUAAACAGGUCAUGGGAUAAAGACGACGGUCCUCAUGUUCCCACGAAGUCGUCGCAUGACGCAGCGGGAAUUCCAGAGGCUCUUGGACGAACUUCUCCACUUCACAAGAGGUGCGUUGGACCUGCGAGCACGCCUUCUGCACGAUGCCGAAGCCCUCAUCGUCAGCGACGUCAUCAGCAAGUGUCACGACCUGACUGCGUUGGAUUUGUCCGACAACGCUUUAACCUUUAUUGGCCUCGAAGCCAUCUGCAACGCCAUUGCUGAGAACAACAAGAUCGUGUGCCUUGCAGUCUCUGGGAAUGACCUCGAUAACCGUGCUCUUGAGGUUCUUGCAGGAACAGUCAUCUGCCGUGGUUCCAUUGAGGUCCUUACGCUGUCGAGGAACAGGAUAAGUGAUGAAGGGUUGUUUAAAUUUUCAGAGGCCCUGCGAGAGAACCGUACUGUUCAUGAGCUUGAUCUAAGCAAUAACAUCAUCGGUCCACGUGGAGCGCAGUGCUUAUUUGAGGCGCUUUUCGAUAACGAUGUUAUCCGCGACGUAGACCUGUCGUUCAAUUGUGUCGGCGACAAGAGCAGGGAAGACUUCGCAAGGUUGUUGAGCGACGAAAGUGCUCCACCAGAAAUUAUGGAUAAGAGCGUUGAUUGGAUGAAUGCUCUUGGCGGCGUACUCAAGAAGAGUAGAAUACUACGGGAGAUAAACGUUCGCGCAAACUAUAUUUACAACGUCGAUGGGCUGGCCGAAGGUAUCGCUCUCAGCACCUGCCUUCGCAAGUUAGAUCUUGCUCAAAAUCUCUUGGACGACGACGCUGUUCAGAAGCUCGCUGCGGCGCUCAAAACGAAUCAGUCGAUCAGGUGGCUAAAUCUGAGUCAUCAAAGAACGAAAUUGUCAUCUGGCAUUAUAGCCCUUGCCGAGUCUCUAGAAGCGAACAGCACCUUGACGCACCUCGCACUUCAAGGUGACCUCGUGUCAGCAGAAGGACUCGUUGCAAUCUCCCGAAUGUUAACGGUUAACCGGACCUUGUACGACCUAGAUCUGUCCUACAAUAAAGUGGACGCCAUAUCCAUGACGGUGUUCGCGAACGCCAUGAGCCUGAACAAAGGGAUCACACAUUUGACAUUCCACCGAAUGAACAAGUUUGCCGCCGAAGAACUGGCAGAAACCGUGCAGUCCAACAGGUACAUUUGCAGCAUAACCGUGAAUACGUUACAGGAUCCACUACUGAAGAGGGCGCGUGAACUAGUUCAUCGUGUAACGAGUACAAACUGUCAAGCGUACUGCAAGGCCCUAAGGUUUGCUACGCUUCACACGUCGUUCGACAACGCGUUGGCAAGUGCUUUUGAAGUUUUCUCGAGCAACAAGGCAUUUUUAGACCGUCUCGAAGAGGCAACGGGAACGGACCCAAAGUGCCUGGUCUUCUCGAAACGUCUCUUCAUUGCUAAUAACUAUUUCAGGAUUACCAAAGUUGUCAAACGGCACCUGGUGUGCGAAGAACUACCGGUGAGCACCGGGAAAAGUCAGCUUCAGUUGGACGCUCUGAACGAGUAUUGUUUAAUGCUGAUUUGUUCGUACCUCGAGGUGUCGGACGUGCGUCCCAGUGAAGCGACUCCGGUGAAUAGCGAAGAGAAGCCGUCGAUUUGGAGAGUUCUCAGCGAUUUGGUCAAAUAUUAAGAUUGCCUCGUAUACAAAAUAAAUAAAAGGAAUAUGUAUAGGGA